Pistacia vera is the source of this 1697-nucleotide messenger RNA. RefSeq names its product alpha-galactosidase 3. Lineage: Eukaryota; Viridiplantae; Streptophyta; Magnoliopsida; Sapindales; Anacardiaceae. Gene Ontology annotation, biological process: carbohydrate metabolic process. The record is from RefSeq and is a predicted model, not a curated record. The transcript is spliced from 15 exons. The coding region runs from base 128 to 1420 and encodes 430 amino acids. Gene Ontology annotation, molecular function: hydrolase activity, hydrolyzing O-glycosyl compounds.
UAAAAUCCAGACAAAACAAGAGAUUAACUUCCAAGUUUUCUUGUCUCUCUGUUAAGUGUUGUUGAGUUCUCAGUUCUGUUCUUCACGUGUUAUAUAAUCCAACUUACCACAACUACCGAAGAAAUCGAUGGCAAAGAUGAAAGUUUUCGUUUUUACGCUAAUUUGGUGCCUGCUGCAUGUGGGAAUCGAAGGAAGAGUUGUGAAUUUGUUGCAAAGUUUUGAUGGACCCAGAAUUAGCUACGGGUUUAGCAACUCAUUUAAUCGCAUUUUUGAUACUUCCAAGUAUGGUAUUCUUCAACUGAACAACGGCUUGGCUCAAACUCCUCAAAUGGGGUGGAAUAGCUGGAAUUUCUUUGCUUGCAAUAUCAACGAAACAGUCAUCAAAGAAACAGCUGAUGCUCUUAUCUCAACUGGAUUGGCUGAUUUAGGCUAUGUAUAUGUCAAUAUAGAUGAUUGCUGGUCUGCCGCAAAACGGGAUUCAGAGGGUCAAUUGGUACCUGAUCCAAAAACUUUCCCAUCAGGAAUCAAAGCUCUCGCUGAUUAUAUUCAUGGGAAGGGCCUCAAGCUUGGUAUUUAUUCAGAUGCUGGGGAGUUUACAUGUCAAGUUCGACCCGGAUCUAUUUACCAUGAAAAAGAUGAUGCAGCUUUAUUUGCUUCUUGGGGUGUGGAUUAUUUGAAGUAUGACAACUGUUUCAAUCUGGGCAUAAAGCCACAAGAAAGAUACCCACCGAUGCGUGAUGCUUUAAAUGCAACUGGGCGCACGAUUUUCUAUUCACUUUGUGAAUGGGGUGUUGAUGACCCUGCCUUAUGGGCUGGCAAAGUUGGAAAUAGUUGGCGUACUACAGAUGACAUCAAUGAUUCAUGGGUAAGCAUGACUACGAUUGCUGAUAUAAAUGACGAGUGGGCAUCAUACGCUGGACCUGGUGGAUGGAAUGAUCCGGAUAUGUUAGAAGUUGGCAAUGGAGGCAUGAAUUACCAGGAAUAUCGUUCUCAUUUUAGUAUCUGGGCUUUAAUGAAGGCACCCCUUUUAGUGGGUUGUGAUAUAAGAAACAUGACUGCGGAAACUUUUGAGAUUAUAAGCAAUAAAGAGGUCAUCGCUGUAAACCAAGAUCCACUUGGGGUUCAGGGAAGGAAAGUUUAUGUCUCUGGAACAGACGACUGUCUUCAGGUUUGGGCAGGUCCUUUGUCUGGACACCGCUUAGCAGUUGUUCUGUGGAAUCGAUGUUCGAAAGCAGCAACUAUCACUGCUGGAUGGGGACCACUUGGGCUUGAAUCUGGUACUAGUGUCUCAAUAAGAGAUUUAUGGCAGCACAAAGAAGUUGUUGGAGAUGCCGUGGCUUCAUACGGUGCUCGUGUUGGUGCUCAUGACUGUCAGAUGUACAUUUUCACUCCUCAGACAGUUGCUCACUCUGUAAACUAGUUAAUUAAUUCCUACUAUCAGUAGGGUUCAAGCUCACGGGACAGUUCCACUCUUUGAUGUUUCGGUAAGUAGACAGGUUAUGAUUUCCCUUUGAAAAUGAUCAAACGGGAAGUAUUAUCAUAACCUUAUUCUAAAUCCAACGCAGUUGUGUUCAAGUAUUGUUCAUGGCUGUAGUUUCCAAUGGAACUGGUUGUAAUGUGUGAACGUUCCUAAAUGAUGCUUGGACAUAAAUUUCAUUAUACGGUAAAGACGUACCGGGACAUUGUUAUGAUGAAAA